Drepanopeziza brunnea f. sp. 'multigermtubi' MB_m1 is the source of this 1761-nucleotide messenger RNA. RefSeq lists its product as uncharacterized. NCBI's taxonomy places the organism in Eukaryota, Fungi, Ascomycota, Leotiomycetes, Helotiales, Drepanopezizaceae. Gene Ontology annotation, cellular component: cytoplasm. Gene Ontology annotation, biological process: asparaginyl-tRNA aminoacylation. The record is from RefSeq and is a predicted model, not a curated record. Gene Ontology annotation, molecular function: nucleic acid binding; ATP binding; asparagine-tRNA ligase activity.
AUGGCAGCCGUACAGGAACUCGCAAUCCGGGUUAAGAUGGAAACCAUCUAUGUUGAUACAGACGUCGGCGUCGACGACGAAACCGCAACUGGCGCAGAAUCGAAGCCGUACAAGUCCUUGGCCUAUGCUUACAUCCAGCACGAUGGCAGCGACGGAGGCAGAACAUACAAGUCGCGCGCAUCUACCACGGGGCCUGUAUCUGCAGAUGGAGAUCCAGCAGAAAGACUUGCCUGGAAGGAGCCCGCAAAGGCUGCACAAAAGAAAGCCCAGGGCGCAUUGGAUGCUCACAAGAAAAAGCUAGUGAAACAACAACAAGCUGCCGCACAGGAGGAGGAGAAGGAGAAGGCACGCCUAAAGACUCUUGAGGAUGCAAAGAAGAUUGUCCUUACCGAAGACUCGAGCCUGCCAAAGGCUGUCAAAAUUACAAUUGGGGAUAAGAACAUCGAGUUAGGUGAGGGAGAGGUCAAGGGAACUCGAGUCAAGGUUUCCGGGCGGAUACACAGAUUACGACAACAAAAACAAGCAACCUUUCUCACCCUGAUUGAUGGAUAUGGUCACCUCCAAUGUGUGCUUACUGGCAACUUGACCAAGACCUAUGAAGCUCUUACGUUCGCCCAAGGCACGUCUCUGGCCCUCUGCGGUGAGAUGCGCAAGGUCCUUGCUGGCCAAACUGCUCCAGAUAACCGCGAGCUUCAUGUCGACUUCUACAAGGUUAUCGGCGCUAGUCCUUCAGAUGCGGAUGCUAUUACCAACAGAGUCUCGGCUCAACAAGAUCAAUGGGAGUCAGCCAUGCUGGAUAGCCGUCAUUUGGUGCUUCGGGGAGAUACCGCAUCGUCUGUUAUGAAGGUUCGGUCUGCAGUUGAGUGGGCUUUCGCAAAGGCAUACAAAGAGCUGCGGUUCACUAAGAUCAGCCCUCCGGCUUUCGUCCAAACCCAAGUAGAGGGUGGAUCUACACUUUUCGAACUUGAUUACUAUGGCGAGAAGACAUAUCUGACCCAAUCCUCCCAACUCUAUCUCGAGACCGGUCUUCCCAGUCUUGGAAACGUUUACUGUAUUGAAAAGUCGUUCCGUGCAGAGAAGUCUUUGACUCGUCGUCACUUGUCUGAAUAUACACAUGUCGAAGCCGAGCUUGACUUUAUCGAUUUUGAUGAUCUGUUGGACCACCUGGAAGAGAUGAUCAGCAGAGUCAUCACCACAAUUCUGGACGACAAGGAGAUUGCCGGCUAUAUCAAGGAGCUCAACCCCGAGUUCACGCCUCCGACGAGACCAUUCAAGAGAAUGAGAUACUCUGACGCCAUCGACUGGCUCAACGCCCAAGAUCCCCCUAUCCUCAACGAAGAGGGCAACCCCCACGUCUUCGGGGACGAUAUCGCUGAGGCUGCCGAGCGCAGAAUGACCGAUAUCAUCAACCUACCAAUCCUCCUUACCCACUUUCCAGUGGAGAUCAAGGCUUUCUACAUGAAGAAAGACCCACACGAUCCUCGAGUCACCGAGAGUGUUGAUGUGUUGAUGCCAGGUGUCGGCGAGAUUGUCGGAGGAUCGAUGAGAAUGGAGGGGUACGAGGAGUUGAUGGAUGCGUACAAGAGAGAGGGUAUCUCGCCCAAGGAGUACUACUGGUACACCGAGCAGCGAAAGUAUGGAACUUCUCCCCACGGAGGUUACGGAUUGGGUCUCGAGCGAUUUAUUGCGUGGAUCUGCAAGCAACACUCUGUUCGCACGUGCUGCUUGUAUCCUCGAUUCAUGGGCCGCUGCAAGCCUUAA